AUGGGCGGGGCCGGGCGGGAAACGUUAGGGGAGCCGUGAGCGGGGCGCGGGGUCCGGGCGAGCAAGGGUCGCCCGGGCCGAGCUGUGGCCGAAUGAAGAUCCGGGCGUGUGGGCCGCUGCGCCCCAGUGCGGGGCUCAGGUCGGCCAGCAGGGCUGCCAGCGCUUCCGGAAAAACAGCCCCGGGCGCCGCCCAGCAUGCUCCGCUCUCGGCGCGGAGCUCGGCCGCCGGCCCUCGGAGACGUCGGGCGGUCCGGGGAGGCGCGGCCGCCGGCGGGAUGUGCUAGCACGUGACACCGGCCGGGGCGCGCUGCAGUCGGACGCCGGUCCCCUCACUGCCUGCGCAGGAUGAAUGACAUGAAUUUGAGCCCAGUGGGGAUGGAGCAGCUGUCUUCAUCCUCUGUGAGCAAUGCCCUGCCAGUCUCAGGAAGUCACCUGGGCUUGGCUGCCUCUCCCUCUCACAGUGCUAUCCCUGCCCCAGGUCUCCCAGUGGCAAUUCCAAACCUGGGUCCCUCCCUGAGCUCUCUGCCUUCUGCCUUGUCCCUGAUGCUCCCUAUGGGCAUUGGAGAUAGAGGGGUGAUGUGUGGGCUACCUGAAAGAAACUACACCCUACCUCCACCACCGUACCCUCACCUAGAGAGCAGUUACUUCAGGACCAUUCUACCUGGCAUUCUGUCUUAUUUAGCUGACAGACCGCCUCCUCAGUACAUCCACCCCAGCUCCAUGAACGCCGACGGGAACACAGCACUGUCUGUCCCCAACAGCUCUUCAGCACUGGAUCCUUAUCAGGCCAGUGGAAACGCUGGAUUGGAAUUAGGCGUUGUUUCAAUAGACUCUCGCUCUGUGAACACACAUGGUGCCCAAAGUCUUCAUCCUAACGAUGGCCACGAAGUGACAUUGGACACAGCAAUCACUAUGGAGAAUGUUUCUAGGGUUACCAGCCCAAUCUCUACAGAUGGGAUGGCAGAGGAGCUUACAAUGGAUGGUGUUGCAGGAGAACAUACGCAAAUCCCAAAUGGCUCCAGAAGUCAUGAAACUCUCUCUGUGGACUCUGUGAGCAACAGCCUUACAGCAGACACUGUAGGACAUGGUGUGAUCCCCAUUCAUGGGAAUGGUCUGGAGCUUCCUGUGGUCAUGGAGACAGACCACAUUGCAAAUCGGGUCAAUGGGAUGUCUGACAGUGCUCUCAGUGACUCCAUCCACACCGUGGCCAUGAGCACCAACUCUGUAAGCGUGGCACUCUCUACCUCACACAACCUCGCCUCCCUAGAAUCUGUGUCCCUCCAUGAAGUUGGCCUAAGCCUAGAGCCUGUGGCUGUGUCUUCCAUCACACAGGAGGUUGCCAUGGGGACAGGUCAUGUUGAUGUCUCCUCAGACAGCUUGGCUUUUGUACCACCUUCACUGCAGAUGGAAGACUCCAAUUCAAACAAGGAAAACAUGGCAGCCUUGUUUACAAUUUGGUGCACUCUCUGUGACCGAGCCUACCCGUCAGACUGCCCUGAUCACGGACCAGUGACUUUUGUUCCUGAUACACCAAUAGAGAGCAGAGCAAGGCUGUCCCUCCCCAAGCAACUUGUUCUCCGCCCGUCCAUUGUAGGGACAGAAAUUGUUGGUGUCCUUCCUUUGAUAGGUGUAUGGACUGCAGAAACCAUUCCUGUGCGGACUUGCUUCGGACCGCUAAUUGGUCAGCAGAGCCACUCCAUGGAAGUAGCAGAGUGGACAGACAAGGCAGUUCAUCAAGUCUGGAAGAUAUACCAUAACGGUGUCCUAGAACUCUGCAUCAUCACAGCUGAUGAAAAUGAGUGUAAUUGGAUGAUGUUUGUGCGCAAGGCCAGGAACCGUGAAGAACAGAAUUUGGUGGCUUAUCCCCAUGAUGGAAAAAUCUAUUUCUGUACCUCCCAAGACAUCCCUCCUGAAAAUGAGCUGCUUUUCUAUUAUAGCCGGGAUUAUGCCCAACAAAUGGGUGUUCCUGAGCACCCGGAUGUGCACCUCUGUAGUUGUGGGAAAGAGUGCCAUUCCUACUCGGAGUUCAAAGCUCAUCUCAGCAGCCACAUCCACAGCCAUCUGGCUGGCCAGGGCCCCGGCAGCAGCCCUGGGCCAGGCCCCAGCAAGGAGAGGAAGUGGAAGUGCUCCAUGUGCCCCCAGGCCUUUGUGUCCCCUUCCAAGCUACACGUGCACUUCAUGGGCCACAUGGGCAUGAAGCCCCACAAGUGUGACUUCUGCAGCAAGGCUUUCAGCGACCCAAGCAACCUGCGGACACACCUCAAAAUACAUACAGGUCAGAAGAAUUAUAGGUGUACUUUGUGUGACAAGUCUUUCACCCAGAAGGCUCAUCUGGAGUCGCACAUGGUCAUCCAUACGGGCGAGAAGAACCUCAAGUGUGAUUACUGUGACAAGCUGUUCAUGCGGAGGCAGGACCUCAAGCAGCACGUGCUCACCCACACACAAGAACGCCAGAUCAAGUGUCCGAAGUGUGAUAAACUGUUCUUGAGAACAAACCACUUGAAGAAGCAUCUUAAUUCCCAUGAAGGAAAGCGAGAUUAUGUCUGUGAAAAAUGUACAAAGGCUUAUCUAACCAAGUACCAUCUCACUCGCCACCUGAAGACCUGCAAAGGGCCCACCUCCAGUUCCUCAGCACAGGAGGACGACGACGACGACUCUGAAGAUGAUGAUCUCACAGACUCCAUGAGGACGGAGGACUGCAGGAUGAAUAGUGCUAUUUACUCAGCAGAUGAGUCUCUCUCCACACACAAAUAAAAGGAAAACUGCUUUGGACGGGCCAUGCAUUGGGAAAACACAAAACCAGCUCACUGGAGGUUUAAUGUGGACUGCUUCCUGAUCUCUCCAGCCUACUGUCAAAAGUGGGCUGAGCAGGAUAGCUACAGCACUUACGGAAGAAUAUCCAAAUGGAUUCUUUAAGAUGGACUGGAGACGAGGCAUGUGUCUGUCUUAUUUUUAAGUAAUGGUUGGCAAGGAAAGGGCCAGCUUUUGAUGCCAGUUUACUCAGCAGAUGAGUCUCUCUCCACACACAAAUAAAAGGAAAACUGCUUUGGACGGGCCAUGCAUUGGGAAAACACAAAACCAGCUCACUGGAGGUUUAAUGUGGACUGCUUCCUGAUCUCUCCAGCCUACUGUCAAAAGUGGGCUGAGCAGGAUAGCUACAGCACUUACGGAAGAAUAUCCAAAUGGAUUCUUUAAGAUGGACUGGAGACGAGGCAUGUGUCUGUCUUAUUUUUAAGUAAUGGUUGGCAAGGAAAGGGCCAGCUUUUGAUGCCAGUUUUUACUUAGAUAGUAAUUUGGGAGAUGUGUUUAUGCCUGCCUGAGUCAGCGUGGCCUUUUCUUCAUACAAAUCAGGUUUAUCUCACAUUGUUCCAUUUUUUUUUUUCCCUCCAGCCAACAUGACUUGACCCCAGCCAUCCCCACUGUUGACCACAUAUUAUGUAUGCACUGUUGUAAGGUAUGCGUUUCACAGAGAGAAUUGUAGCACAGCAGUGCAGGUAUUCAGUGACUGUGAUUCAUUGUAAAAAACAAAGAAAGAAAUAAUACCUUCAGGGCCCUUGAGAGUUAAGAUUCUGUUUCCCAUCAGCAGGUGUUGGGGGCCCGUAAAGCUGUCAUAGGUCAGAGCAUAGUGAUUGGUAGAGGACAAGGCCCUGAAAAGCACCUUCAGUGGAAGCCAAGGUUAGCCACCUGGUUAUGUAUACAUGCACGUCUUUGCGGUCUAGCCAUGUCUGUCUUUGGGAAAGCCUUUCCAUCAUUCAGAGAGUACCUGAAACUAUCAGUGCCCAAAUAGUGCCUGCUGGCUAGUCUCCUGUCAGCAAGUGCACAUGGACUCCCCUGACAAGACUGGUACUUCAGCCUGUAGGAGGGAGGAAGGCAGUGAGCUUUUAAGUAGGUUUACUUUAUGAAAACCAUUAAAAUGUUGCUCUCUGAAAGCAGCGUGUAGAUCCAAAUGCAUUGGUGGGUUUCAGUUAUGCUUUCCAUUGUCUUCCUUGCUAAAGGUCCUCCUCACCAGCUGACUGUAGAGGACAGCAGAGGGUUUGGAAGACAGAGAAGGCUAUCCGUCACCAUUUGGGUCUGUUUUCAGGGCCCUGUGAGCAGGCAUAGCCAGCUUUUGGCAAGAAGCAGAAGCAUCCUGAAGUUGACAGGAUUGAUGGACAUGUCUUCCUGCUCAAGGGUACAACCUUCCUUGGCUCGAGUAGAGGAAGGCCUCUGCGGGAAAGGUUUUGCUGCUGAUGUAUUUAUAGGAUGAAUGUCUGUCAUUCAAAUCUGUAUUCCUUUAGGAAGAAUUAAAUUUUUUUAAUGAAAA
Messenger RNA from Mesocricetus auratus (golden hamster), 4303 nucleotides. RefSeq names its product PR/SET domain 4 (gene Prdm4). Gene Ontology annotation, biological process: transcription by RNA polymerase II; cell fate commitment; regulation of transcription by RNA polymerase II. Gene Ontology annotation, molecular function: DNA-binding transcription factor activity, RNA polymerase II-specific; histone methyltransferase binding; RNA polymerase II cis-regulatory region sequence-specific DNA binding. Gene Ontology annotation, cellular component: cytoplasm; nucleus. The record is from RefSeq and is a predicted model, not a curated record. The transcript is spliced from 12 exons. Bases 346 to 2754 code for a protein of 802 amino acids. NCBI's taxonomy places the organism in Eukaryota, Metazoa, Chordata, Mammalia, Rodentia, Cricetidae.